Messenger RNA from Emiliania huxleyi CCMP1516, 168 nucleotides. RefSeq lists its product as hypothetical. The transcript has a single exon. The record is from RefSeq and is a predicted model, not a curated record. Lineage: Eukaryota; Haptophyta; Isochrysidales; Noelaerhabdaceae. The annotation marks the transcript as partial.
ACACGACCCGUGACACGUCCUCCCGCCAUCCAUCGGACACGACCCGUGACACGUCCUCCCGCCAUCCAUCGGACACGACCCGUGACACGUCCUCCCGCCAUCCAUCGGACACGACCCGUGACACGUCCUCCCGCCAUCCAUCGGACACGACCCGUGACACGUCCUCCC